GCUUUCCUUUUGCAGGGGUCAUACACUACACCUGAGAUAGUUUGAGACAAGGAAACUCAUAGCGCCAUGUCAUCUCGACCUAUAACUAUAGUGUCCUCUGGACGGACCACAGGCACAGACUGCAGCGGCGGGAGGACGGAUGUUGCUCAGCUUCCCUCGCAGCCCAAACUACCACUGGAGGAGGACAGGGAGUCCGGCCUUGGCUCCACCCUUGACCUCGCCAAUAGCGUCGAGGGCUACAGCCAACACAUCAACCACCUCUCCGACAAACCUUCCCUUGAAGAGACAGAGAGACUCCCCGGAGAUGAAGUUUGCUCUCCCCAGGCCUCAGCAGGGAUCCCAAACAAGACCAAGCAGCUCCUUAUCAGUCUAUCCAAGAUCCCUCUCCUCUUCAUCCUCCUCUUCUUCUUUGUCUGCUCCUUGGACACCCUGAGCUCUGCCUUCCAGUUAGCAGGGGGUAAAGUGGCGGGGGACAUUUUCCAGGACAAUGCGGUGCUGUCUAACCCCGUGGCAGGGCUGGUGGUGGGGAUCUUGGUUACUGUUCUGGUUCAGAGCUCAUCAACCUCCACCUCCAUUAUAGUCAGCCUGGUGGCCUCUGGAUUGUUGGAAGUGAGGUCGGCCGUCCCGGUCAUCAUGGGGUCCAAUAUCGGUACUUCGGUCACCAACACCAUAGUGGCCAUGAUGCAAGCGGCAGAGAGGACCGAGUUUCAGCGGGCCUUUGCCGGAGCAACAAUCCACGACUGCUUCAACUGGCUGUCGGUCCUGGUCCUGCUGCCUCUGGAGGUGGCCAGCGGCCUCAUGACGCGGCUCUCCCACCUUUUGGUCACCAGCUUGAGGCUAGAGCCUGGAGAGGAAGCACCUGAGCUCCUGAAGGUCAUCACUGAGCCUGUCACCAAGCUCAUCAUACAGCUAGACAAGUGUGUGAUCACGGGGAUUGCCAUGGGAAAUGAGGACAUGAGGAACAGGAGCCUGGUGAAAGAAUGGUGCCAGACUGACCUUGUUAUGUCUGUUGGCAAUGCAACCAAGGAUAACUGCGGGACCAGUCAUCAUAACUUGUCUUGGUCGUCCCGUGUUAAGUGUAGACAUUUGUUUGCGUCUGCCGAGCUGUCAGACCUCACAGUGGGGCUUAUUCUCCUGGCGGCCUCCCUGGCCGUGCUCUGCUCGUGUCUGCUGCUCCUGGUCAAGCUGCUCAACUCCCUUCUUAAAGGCCAAGUAGCGAAGGUCAUCCAUAAAGUCAUCAACACAGACCUGCCAUAUCCAUUUGGGUGGCUUGCAGGAUACAUUGCCAUGUUUGUGGGUGCAGGGGUGACAUUUCUGGUCCAGAGUAGCUCCGUCUUUACAUCUGCCAUGACUCCUUUAGUAGGUAUCGGUGUCAUCAGUCUCGAGCGGGCCUAUCCUCUCACCCUUGGGUCCAACAUCGGCACCACUGCCACCGCCCUGCUGGCAGCUAUGGCCAGUCCAGGGAACAAACUAGCGGCCGCCAUACAGAUUGCUCUGUGCCACCUGUUCUUCAACGUCUUCGGUAUUCUGCUGUGGUAUCCCGUUUCAUUCAUGCGCCUGCCGAUAAGAAUGGCUCGUGUCCUGGGUGAGCGCACCGCCAAGUACCGGUGGUUCGCAGUCUUGUACCUGCUCCUCUGCUUCCUGCUCCUCCCGUCAUUGGUGCUGGGCCUCUCGCUGGCCGGCUGGCACGUCAUGGCUGGCGUUGGCGCCCCCUUCUUGGGCGUCACGGCUUUCAUUGCCAUGGUAAAUGUGAUGCAGGCCCGCAGCCCCCGUCACCUGCCCGCCAUGCUCCGGAACUGGGACUUCCUGCCCAGGUGGAUGCGCUCUCUCAAACCCCUCGACCGCUUGAUCACCAACGUGACUGUCUGCUGCAGCUUCACCCGCGAGGAGGGCCAGGAAGAGGAAGAAGAGCACAUCUCAAAGGUUACGACUUCGUCCGACAUGCAGAACCAGUCUGAUCAAAAGAAGGCACAGCUGGCCUAUAACAACCCAGUGCUGGACUGCCUGGAUGAGAGCCAGCCAGGUGGACGGGUCUUUAAAUUAAAAGGGUUAGAGAGGUGCAACAGCACUCCGCUGUAGUUGGACUGAUAAAGACGGUCGUUCUAAUCUCCUUUCUUCGUUUUGUCAAUAAUGAUUGAGGGGUAGGAUUUAGAAAAGUGAAAAGUUAAGUCGUAAUUAUUUGCUAAUAAACCCUUUUCUGAUGAUUGGUUGGCUGAUCAUUUGAAAGAGUCUCCCAAAGCUGGGCUAAAUAUCAUGAGGCCAGUAUGAGAUUUGAUUCCAAAAAAACACUGGCUGAGAACCAGCUGAGCUCUGCAGUGGACACCAGUCCACAGUCUCCUAUGGGCUGUGAUUCACAUGUUGAUGUGACUUGUCCUCUCCCAAGACUGCUGAAAUUUAAUAAGGAGGUCUGUUAACUGUUCCUGAGCUGUCACUCACACUGCAUAAUACUUACUAGCCAGUGGCGUUUUGGCAAGGUGCUCUGGAAAUGUGGACAUAAGCGAGGACUUUGAGGACGUCUCACCAGUGCUGAAGUGGACAAACUGGAGAAAUGCCAUCUGCCGAUGAUUAUUUUAAAGUCAAGGAUUAACACGAUUCUAAAUCAUGUAUCAGGACAGAAAAUAUGAAUGUUAGAAAUACAGGUUUUAACACGUCAGUGCCUUAUGAGAAGAAACACUGAAUACAAACACGGUUUAUUAAAUAAUUUAGCAAUCCAUAAAGUCAAUUUGGAAGAAUUUCAGGGCAAGUAAUACAUUUUUUUUUUUUUUCCUUUUAAAUUGCACUUAGUUAAAAAGUCUUGUCCAUGUCCAUGCUUAUGACUGGGAGGAGAUUUUAAGGCCAAUGCAACAGUACUACAUGACACAACGUUACGUGUAUUAAUGUCACAACAUUUUGUGGAUCAAAGAACUACCGACACUGCCUUAAAGUUGCACUUGAACACACCACAAAGGAUGUGGUACGUGCUGAUGCUCUGCUUCUGCAUGAAAGGAAUCAGUUCCUUAUACCAGCAGGUGGCAGUAGUCUGUAUUCAUCACUCAAAGGGGAACUGAACUGGAAGAGUUAGUGUUGGUUGUGAAGGUAGGAAGAGCUACUCCAAGCUGACCUUUUCCAAACGAUGCUGAUCAGUUGGUCUACAGUUUGUUGAAAAAGUUCUAAUUUUCAGAUUAGAAGAAGACGUAAAGUGACAAAUAGACUUCGGUGUGCCCUUUGAACUCUGUUGUUUUCAUUACUUUCAUCAGUUUUUGUACUUGUGCACUGGUUCACUGCGCUGAACAGCUAAUCAUAGCGAUCACCUUGACCGAAGAUUCGACACAAUGAACUGUCUGAAAAGUCACCGACGGGAGUCCAGUUUGUGGGACACUAGGUUCACAGAUGCUCCCAAACGGCCCUGCAUCAGCAAACGGCUGAACUUUGACUCAGUGUGUCACAGCCUUCUGGGCAUAACCACAAACUACGUGUUGAUAGCGUGCAGCACGACUUGCAGUGUCACACGCUAAGAUGGUUUGAAUUUCUUCGCCCUCUCGAAGCACAGUCAGUGAAUAAUUUAACAGACGUUUGUUUGUUUCUUAAACAAACAAACAGCCGGCACGGUUUUACAGAGUCACUACAAAACAUAACAAUAUAUUUGGUCUUUAUUCCCACAGGAUGCAUCAGUCAUUGAUCUGUUUAUUCAAAUAAAAUAAUGGUAUUACCAAAAUGAUAAAUA
This is a messenger RNA of Mugil cephalus (flathead mullet), 3703 nucleotides long. It is a transcript of the gene slc34a1b, whose product is annotated as solute carrier family 34 member 1b. Gene Ontology annotation, biological process: sodium-dependent phosphate transport; intracellular phosphate ion homeostasis. The coding region runs from base 67 to 2079 and encodes 670 amino acids. The record is from RefSeq and is a predicted model, not a curated record. Lineage: Eukaryota; Metazoa; Chordata; Actinopteri; Mugiliformes; Mugilidae. The transcript is spliced from 13 exons. Gene Ontology annotation, molecular function: sodium:phosphate symporter activity. Gene Ontology annotation, cellular component: brush border; vesicle; apical plasma membrane.